This is a messenger RNA of Rhodofomes roseus, 540 nucleotides long. RefSeq names its product L30e-like protein. The transcript has 3 exons. Gene Ontology annotation, molecular function: RNA binding; structural constituent of ribosome. Gene Ontology annotation, cellular component: cytosolic large ribosomal subunit. The coding region runs from base 64 to 411 and encodes 115 amino acids. The record is from RefSeq and is a predicted model, not a curated record. NCBI's taxonomy places the organism in Eukaryota, Fungi, Basidiomycota, Agaricomycetes, Polyporales, Fomitopsidaceae.
CACCGCCACCGCCGACACCGCCGCCGCCGCCCUCGCCCCUCCCAGCAACCUCAAGCACACGCAAUGGCCCCCACGAAAAAGUCCAAGGCGGCAAAGUCCACCGAGUCCAUCGCCUCCCGUCUCGCCCUCGUCGUCAAGUCGGGCAAGUACUCCCUCGGCUACAAGUCCGCCCUCAAGCAGAUGCGCAGCGGCAAGGCCAAGCUCGUCCUCAUCGCUGGCAACUGCCCGCCCCUCCGCAAGUCCGAGCUCGAGUACUACGCCAUGCUCUCCAAGACCACCGUGCACCACUUCCAGGGCACGAACGUCGCCCUCGGCACCGCCGCCGGCAAGCUCUUCCGGGUUGGUGUCAUGACCGUCUCCGACCCCGGAGACAGUGACCUGCUCGCGGUCGCCGAGGCCCAGGCCGCAUAAAACAUCGCAUAGCUUGAUGCCAGGGUCACGAGUAUAUUAUGACACGCUGUUGUAUGCUCUUAUACUUGCUUUGAUGCACUAUGGAUACUGCCAUGAGUCCGCAAUGAUACACACCGGAUUGAUCUCGUC